AUGAGUACGGCGCCGCCCAGUGACGACCAAUCAAACGUAGCUGAGGCUACCGCAACGAAGAUCGAUGCCGAGAAGAGCGACUGGUCCAAUCUCCCCAAAACUCAUCCUCUUCACCAUUUCGGGAUCGCUUUAGGAGGUACGGAAGGCAUUCUUGCAGGCACAGACUACAAUGAGAUGUACGGUGUGGAGCUUGUGCCCGGCACGGAGGACAAACCAGCACCGCACACCACUCUUCUCAUCUUGCAGAAGUUUCUUCGGGCAAACACAGGCGAUCUGGACCAAGCAAAAUCCCAGCUGAGCGCAGCUCUCAAAUGGAGGAAAGAGUACCAGCCUCUCAAGGCUGUGGACGAGGCGUUUGAUGGAGAGAAGUUCCGUGGACUGGGCUACAUUUCGAAGGUGAAGGCAGCUACCGAAACGAAAAACGAGGAGGACGUCGUUGCAUACAACAUCUACGGUGCUGCAGCCAAGGACAGCAAAAAGGUUUUUGGCGACACGGAUGCCUUCGUCCGCUGGCGUGUAGCUCAGAUGGAACUCACUCUCGCACAGCUCAACCUCAAUAAUGCUGAACAGACCAUUCCCGAUUAUGGAAAGGGACCGGAUCCUUACACUGCGAUCAAUGUGCACGACUACAUGUCCGUCUCUUUCUUUCGACAGCCGGCCGAAAUCAAAGCAUCAAGCAGCAAGCUCAUUGAUCUGUUCCAGAGAUACUACCCCGAGACCGUCUCGUACAAAUACUUUGUCAAUGUCCCAAUCGUCAUGCAGUGGAUGAUGGGAGCCAUGAAAGCCCUCAUGUCAAAGGACAGCAUACAGCGGAUGACAUGGAUGACCUAUGGCAACCAGCUGCAUACCUAUUUGGGAAGCGAUGUUCCCAAAGAGUACGGGGGCACGGGCCUUCCUCUGGAAGGGAACGCUAUCACGCCGAGAUAUGCACCUGUGGGGGCUGCUGUUGAGGCGACCUCCACGAACCAGACUGACGCCACGCACGCAACGCCGCCAGAGGUCACAACAGCGUCCACUGCCAAGAGGGCCGGUGAGCCGCCAAUAACGGCUGAGUAG
Molecule: messenger RNA, 1056 nt
Organism: Ramularia collo-cygni
Lineage: Eukaryota; Fungi; Ascomycota; Dothideomycetes; Mycosphaerellales; Mycosphaerellaceae
Product: related to Phosphatidylinositol transfer protein SFH5
Exons: 4
Coding region: 1-1056 (351 amino acids)
Biological process (GO): regulation of exocytosis; Golgi to plasma membrane protein transport
Cellular component (GO): cytosol; plasma membrane; cortical endoplasmic reticulum
Molecular function (GO): phosphatidylinositol transfer activity
Source: RefSeq, a predicted model, not a curated record